AUGAAGAAGGAGGUGGAGAAGUUUGUGCAAUGCUACAGAGUGUGCCAAGUAUCGAAAGGAGCGGCAACUAAUGCCGGAUUGUAUAUGCCACUGCCUAUUCCGGAGGGUCCAUGGACCAACGUGAGCAUGGACUUUGUAUUGGGUCUACCUCGAACCCAAAAAGGUAAUGAUUCCAUCUUUGUGGUUGUUCAUCGAUUUUCUAAGAUGGUUUAUUUUAUUGCAUGUAAAAAGACUGUCGAUGCUGUGAAUGUGGCACAAUUCUGUCUCACACCAAGCUGCAUUGUAGUAGUGCACAUCACCCACAGACGGACUGACAAAUAUAGGUUGGUCAUUGGGAGCGUUGCUGCGGAGUUUGGUAUGGAAGCAUCUCAAGGCAUGGGACUAGCAGUUGUACCAAGCCGAAUACAAGAAGGCCACAAGUUGAUUAUCAAGAAUCUCCAAGAGCCAACGGCAAAGUACAAGGCAAAUGCAGACAAGAAGCGACGUGUAGUAGAGUUUGAAGAGGGUGACUUUGUGUUGGCAAUCCUAACCAAGGAUAGUUUCCCUAUUGGAGAGUACAACAAGCUAGCGGCUCGAAAGAUUGGACAGUGGAAAUUGUGA
Molecule: messenger RNA, 600 nt
Organism: Corylus avellana
Lineage: Eukaryota; Viridiplantae; Streptophyta; Magnoliopsida; Fagales; Betulaceae
Source: RefSeq, a predicted model, not a curated record